Molecule: messenger RNA, 1018 nt
Organism: Nicotiana attenuata
Lineage: Eukaryota; Viridiplantae; Streptophyta; Magnoliopsida; Solanales; Solanaceae
Product: CRIB domain-containing protein RIC6-like
Exons: 4
Coding region: 216-869 (217 amino acids)
Source: RefSeq, a predicted model, not a curated record
GAAAAUAUUGCUUUAACAUCAUUUUUCUUUAUUAUAAUUAAAGAAGAGUCAAACCUAAAUUUCUUUUAGGGUUUGAGUCCAUUUUGAGUUUUUGUUUCCAAAUUCAACAAUUUUUUUUUUUUUAUGUAUUUCUCUAUACAACAAAAGCAAAUGAUUGAUUUUAGGUGAAUUAUCAUCUUCUUGAAUAGCCUUUGGAAGAAGAAAUAUUUGAAGAGAUGACCACAAAAGUGAAAGGCCUUCUUAAAGGCCUUAGGUACAUUUCUCAAGUUUUUGAUGAGGAUAAAGAAAAAGAAAUGCAAAUUGGUUUUCCUACAGAUGUAAAACAUGUUGCACAUAUAGGAUGGGAUGGUCCAUCAGUUGAUAAUCCAAGCUGGAUGAAAGAAUUUAAAUCACCAGGAGCAUUUCAAUCAGCUCCUUUGGUUCCUCCUCCUGCAGAUCUUAAAGAAAAUCCUGACAUUAAAUGGGUUUCUGAAGAUUCAAACAGAAGGUCUAGAAAUGCAAAUAGUUCAUCUCCAACCAAAGACAUUAAACCAAGAACAUCCAGGAGACAUUCUACUACAGAAAAUGGCACUCAUGAUUCUACAAACAAAGAACCUGGAACCAAAUCCAGGAGUUCCAGGCGACAUCAUAACAAGGAAACAACGUCCGAUGGUCAUAAAUCGAGUGAAUCUUCAGCUAAAAACAACCCUGAUAUCCCCAAAAAAUCGCGACGAAAGAAGUCCAAGGAGGAUGGUUCGGCCUCUGGCUCGACUCGACCAUCAAGAUCUAAAGGCACUUCUUCUACUACAACACAAACUACAGAUUCAGGUCCUGGACAGGAAAAGGAGAGCGAGAGUAGUGGAAUUUCUAAAGAAAAACAAGAGGAGUGAAAAAAAUAAGAAUGUAUCUGAAAAGUUUUUUUUUUUUUUUGGCAGUUUAGUGAAUAUCACAAUUAUUUUGAAACCACAAAAGUUUUCAUUCAAAAUUGUAGAGUAUGUGUAUAAUCUAACUUUUUGAUACCAUGUUCAUCAUGUAGAUU